CACCGCCCUUCUGUUGAUCUGAUUUGUUUGUUUGCUACUCGCAGCGGCCGCUCAAGUUAUUUUGGUUUCCCGGCUGGAUAUCAGUCUUUAAAAUAAAUGUGAAGCUUGGAGCACAGGGUGUUAAGUUUGGAACAUGUCGUGCAGUUCUCAGCAAUGAAUAGGAAACGGCUGUUAAUAUCGGAUGCAUUUAAAACAAAGAAACCAAGACUUGAACCGUUUGGAUUCCAAGAAAAUGGAAAGAGCUCUGCAUUUCAAGAUGAAACGCUUGACACAAAAUCGGCCCUGCAGUAUCUGGUGUCUCUCUUCCCUCGGAAGCUCUUUAACGACACGCUUCCUCCCAUCAUUUUGAAGCAUCAGCUUUACAGCCUCACUAAAGACCGGACACUGGUGGACAGACAAGUGAGUGAACUGAAAGAUAAAGGAGAAAUUCUGAUAUUUCAAAUGGGCUUCGACCCAGAGUCCUUUGCUAUUGUCUUCACAGAAGAUUACAAAGCAAAAGCCUUGGCGGCUGAGUCUGGCCAACAGACGUUUGGCACGGUGCAGAAGUUUUUCGACACGGUUUUGAAGUCCUGUAGCGACCUGAGCUUCAACAAGGAGAAAAUGUUGAAGGAGUUUUUAUUUCGAGAUCAUGAAAUUACGCAGCUGGUUAAAUCUGGGGUGCUGACAGUAAGAGAUGCUGGGAGUUGGUGGCUGGCGAUCCCAAACAGUGGACGAUUUGCAAAGUACCUGAUUCAAGGCCGAAAAGCAGUGCUUGGUAUGAUUAAGAAGACCAAAUACAAUGAGGUGUUAAGGAGGGACCUGGAGGGCAGAAAGAUGACCUCACAAGUGAAGCUGGGCAUUCAUUAUCAUAUCCAUGACCUUAUUGGAGCAGAGCUUGUAGAUUGUAUUCCGACGACAACAGGCACUUUACUGCGUGUUGCAGAUGGAUGAAGAUCAAGCCAACACAUUCUUGGACUAGCUCAUAAAUACAAGAAACAUGCCAGGAAUCAUGUGAACAAAGAUUUAUCCAGAAAAGAUGGACAACUUGUGCCACCCCCUCCAUUUCAACCCAACAGAUGAAGGAGCCAACUUUGCCAAUGGACUUGUAUAUAUUGAAAAAGGAAAAAAAUGCUAUACAAAGGACAUGAGAUUGAUUGAUUGAUUAAAAUUAUGCAGAAAGUACAUCUGUAUGUCGCUUGAGUGGACUCGUAAGACGGUGUUUCCAUGUCGGCUUUAAAGCAACAAACGUGCCUUUUCAGACAGUAAACUGGUGUGGAACUUGGCCAACGCUGAAGAAAAAGAUGCAGGAAGGAGCAGCUUCACCAGUUGUGCCAGUUUAAUAAGUUUAGAGGAUUUUUGUGCAUAGAAAGCAUUUCACUUCAGUCCAGAUUGACACCAGUGGGCAAUUUUUGCUGCUAGACUCUCAGUCUCCCACAUCUGCACACUGCAAACCAGUGGAACUCUGUUUAUGGUCCUGGAGGUCCGCAGUGGUUGUUCACACCAGUCCCAUAAUUAAGACACCUGAAACUUGGUGUUUAAUUAAAUGGCUUGUUAGCGCUGUCAUUCUUUCAGGAUGCAGUUUGUCUCGUCUUUUGUAAACUUUG
Messenger RNA from Polypterus senegalus (gray bichir), 1583 nucleotides. Its product is annotated as serine/threonine-protein kinase 19-like. Gene Ontology annotation, biological process: protein phosphorylation; positive regulation of Ras protein signal transduction. The coding region runs from base 154 to 930 and encodes 258 amino acids. NCBI's taxonomy places the organism in Eukaryota, Metazoa, Chordata, Cladistia, Polypteriformes, Polypteridae. Gene Ontology annotation, molecular function: protein serine/threonine kinase activity. The record is from RefSeq and is a predicted model, not a curated record. The transcript is spliced from 7 exons.